Penicilliopsis zonata CBS 506.65 is the source of this 2960-nucleotide messenger RNA. RefSeq lists its product as hypothetical. NCBI's taxonomy places the organism in Eukaryota, Fungi, Ascomycota, Eurotiomycetes, Eurotiales, Aspergillaceae. Gene Ontology annotation, biological process: carbohydrate metabolic process. Bases 60 to 2960 code for a protein of 966 amino acids. Gene Ontology annotation, molecular function: carbohydrate binding; hydrolase activity, hydrolyzing O-glycosyl compounds. The transcript is spliced from 5 exons. The record is from RefSeq and is a predicted model, not a curated record.
GAUGAUCAGUUGUUAUUGUGAAUAAUUCUAGACAGCAAGCAAACCUCCUCUGUUCCAACAUGAAAGGUUCCAGGGGCUGGCGGCAGUGGAUGCUGGCCUUGGUCUUUCCAGGCCUCAUCAUAGCCCGGCCGGCAUCCUCCUCGCUUGGAGCAACGUCAAUUUCAUAUUAUCCCCAAGCCACCAUGGCGGCAGACAAGGCCCUCCCAGUGCUUGCCAACGUGGACGAUCCCAGCGCCGUUGACGCCCAGGAUGUGUGUCCUGGCUACAAGGCAACCAAUGUCCAGACCACUGAGGACGGCCUAACUGCCGAUCUGGUUCUCGCCGGCGAGGCCUGCAACGCCUAUGGCAUCGACAUCCCCGCCCUGAACCUCAUGGUCGAGUAUCAGGCCGACAGCCGGCUACACGUUCAGAUCCUGCCCAGUGUGCUCACAGCUGCCAACGCCAGUUACUACACGCUCUCGCCCGAUCUAGUGCUCGAGGGCCUCUUGGAGCCCGGCUCUCACGCCCACAAGGAGCUGAGCUUCCAAUGGAGUAAUGAGCCGAGCUUUUCGUUCAACGUAACGCGUGUGUCGAAUGGCGAUGUCCUCUUCUCCACCACAGGCUCCCAGCUGGUCUACGAAAACCAGUUCCUGGAGAUUGUGACCAGCCUCCCCGCGGAAUACAACCUGUACGGUCUAGGCGAGGUGAUCCAUAGUCUGCGGCUGGGGAACAACCUCACCCGCACCCUGUGGGCUGCCAAUGCCGGCAAUACCAUCGACAUCAACACGUACGGCAGCCAUCCGAUCUACAUGGAGACUCGCUACGACACAGCGCACGGAGAGAACCGCUCCCACUCUCACGGGGUGUUUCUCCGCAACGCUCAUGGUCAAGACGUCCUGCUGCGCGAGGAGAAGCUCACCUGGCGCGCGCUGGGCGGCAGUCUGGACCUGUACUUCUUCUCGGGGCCCUCCCCCGUCGAGGUGAUCCAGCAGUACCAGGUUGUGGUCGGACUGCCGGCCAUGCAGCGUUACCACACGCUGGGCCUGCACCAGUGUCGAUGGGGAUACGCCAACUGGUCAGUCGUGCAGGAGGUGAUCGACAACUACGCCCGCUUCAACAUCCCGCUGGAGAACAUGUGGAAUGACAUCGACUACAUGGCCUUUUACCGUGACUUUGACAACGACCCGGUGCGAUUCGGGUACAGCGAGGGCCGGAAGCUGAUCGACUCCCUGCACGCGAAUGGCCAGUACUAUAUCCCCAUUGUCGACCCGGGGAUCUAUGUGCCGAACCCCUUCAACGCCAGCGAUGCCUAUGAGCCUUUUACAAGGGGAAACGAGAGCAACGCGUUCCUCAGCAAUCCAGACGGCAGCCUGUUCAUCGGCGCUGUUUGGCCUGGCUAUACUGCGUUCCCCGACUGGCUGGAUUCCUCGGCGAGGGAGUGGUGGGCGUACGAGUUGCAGGCCUGGCAUGACAAGCUGCCCUGGGAUGGCAGCUGGCUUGAUAUGUCGGAGGCUGCCUCUGACUGUGCUGGAAGCUGUGGUUCGGGAAAUCUUCAUCUGCAGCCCAUCAUCACCCAGACUGGACUCCCCGGCUCCGCUGGCAAUCUUGUCCUCGAGUACCCCGAGGAAUUCAACCUCACCAACGCCACCGAGGCGGCCGUGGCGGCCUCUCAAUCGGCCAGUGAGUUGGCAGCCGAAUCAGCAACUGCCACAGCGUCCACCAGUACAUCCACGACAUAUGUCCAAUCCACCCCCAACGUCGUCCGCGAUGUCGAGUACCCUCCCUAUGUCAUCAACAACGGCCACGGCGCGUUGUCCGAGGGCGCCAUUGCCACCAACGCCACGCACCAUGAUGGAACGCUCGAGUAUGAUAUCCACAACCUGUUCGGCCUGGGCGAGGCGCAGACAACCUAUUUCGCCCAUCUCGCCAUGGAACCCAACCGACGGCCCUUCCUCAUCACCCGCAGCACCUUUGCUGGCUCUGGGCGCUAUACCGGCCACUGGGGGGGCGACAACAACAGUCGCUGGGGAUCGAUGUGGUUUGCCAUUCCGCAGGCUUUAUCUUUCCAGCUUUUUGGUAUCCCGAUGUUUGGCGUAGAUACGUGUGGCUUCAUGGGAAAUACAGACGAAGAGCUCUGCAACAGAUGGAUGCAACUGUCGGCCUUCUUCCCCUUCUACCGGAACCACAACGUGCUGGGCGCCAUCCCGCAAGAGCCCUACAACUGGGCGUCUGUCAUCGAGGCAACCAUCACAGCCCAAAAGGUCCGCUUCGCCCUCCUCCCAUACCUUUACACGCUUCUCUACCAGGCUCACGCCACCGGUUCCCCCGUGAUGCGUGCCCUGGCGUGGAACUUCCCCAAUGACCCGCGUCUUGCCGACGCAGACACCCAAUUCUUCCUUGGCGAUGCUAUUCUCGUCAUUCCCGUGCUGGAGGUUGGCGUCAGCACCGUGGACGGUGUCUUCCCCGGCUUGGUCGAGGGCACAGACCUGUACUAUGACUGGUACAGCCAGAGCAAAGUCGAUGUUCCGUCCACCUGGAACAUCACCAUCAGUGCCCCAUUGGGACAUAUUCCCGUUUACAUUCACGGGGGGAAUGUUCUCGCCGUACAGGACUAUGCCAUGACGACGCGCGCCGCACGACAGACCCCCUGGUCAAUCAUCGUGGCGUUGGAUAUUAACCAGACCGCCGAGGGGUAUCUGUAUCUGGAUGAUGGUGAAUCUCUCGUUGGCGAUACCAAGAGCGUCUACUUUACUGCUGAUAAAAGUUCCCUGUCUGUAAGUGUGGAAGGGGACUUUAUCGACUCCAACGGCCUUGACACAAUCACGAUUCUGGGACUGGACAGUGUCCCCGACGGUUCAGUCAGAGUGGAUGGUCACAUCCAGGACGCGAAUAUCACCUGGAAUGAUACAAAUAAUGCCGCUGUCAUUGGGGUUUCGUUGGAAAGUGCAUUUCAGUCUAGCUGGACCAUCACAUGGGAUUAA